AUGUCUUCUUCUAAUUUGUAUAAAAUUGAAGAUAAUCAAUCCAUUUCUUGUCAACAAGAAAGAUGUAGUUACAAACAUCGCACACCAAAAAAUAAACAUCAAAGUAUUAUUAAACAUUAUAGUAGAUGUCACUCUGAAAUCUAUAAACAGUUGAAAUCUCAACUAAAACCUUAUUCAAAACCAUCAUUACAACAACAAAAAAAUAUUGUUCAUUGUGUCAAUUUAGAACAAGAACAAGAUAAAGGUUUAGAUUUAUUACAUAAAAUCGAAAAGAAUCAAAGUUUUUGUUUUCAUCACUUUGUUGGUGGAAGAUAUUUUAAUUUUAAAUUUUUAAAAAUAGUUGAAGGUUAUACGUUAUCAUUCUUUCUUAAUGAUACUUUGUUACAUCUUAAUGAUGAAAUUUUAGAUAAUUUUUCUUAUAACUUUAUUAGUUUUAACAACGUAGAAAUAUUUAAAAUUGAUGAUGGAUUUAUAUUUUUAAAUCCUAACAUUAAAAUUACAAAACGGCCACCAGACCAUAAAUGUGAUGUCCCUUAUCGAACACUUGCUCAACAUUCGCUAAGAAAAAAGAGCCAGCUUAAUGAGGCCGACCAUCGAAUUUGCAAAGAAAAUCGCCUCGUUAAUAUCGUUCUGAGAGACCAGAAAGUUCACCCGAAACGACCAACUACUGAAGAGAUACCAGCAGCUUCGGUCAUCGUUUUUGGCAAGAAACGCACUUUGUUACUUGAUGUGAAUACGCUUCACCAAAAAGAUAGUUAUCUCAUGCGUCAUUCGCCGCCUCACAUCGUGUUCAUCUCUCUCGCAAGAGACUACGCUUCUCCCUGUUCGGAUAUUAAGAUGUGGGUGUUCUCCACCGUCUCUCUGAUAAAACCACGAGCGAAAGG
Messenger RNA from Dentiscutata erythropus, 884 nucleotides. The record is from the annotation of a GenBank genome assembly. NCBI's taxonomy places the organism in Eukaryota, Fungi, Glomeromycota, Glomeromycetes, Diversisporales, Gigasporaceae.